This is a messenger RNA of Bipolaris zeicola 26-R-13, 270 nucleotides long. RefSeq lists its product as uncharacterized. NCBI's taxonomy places the organism in Eukaryota, Fungi, Ascomycota, Dothideomycetes, Pleosporales, Pleosporaceae. The transcript is spliced from 2 exons. The record is from RefSeq and is a predicted model, not a curated record. The coding region runs from base 1 to 270 and encodes 89 amino acids.
AUGUCUGCCGCACCAAACCAGCCCGGCCUCGUCUCCAGCCACGCCCAGUAUAUCAAGGGCGCCGCUGAAGAGACCAUCGGAAAUGUAACGGGCAGCGAGCCAUGGAAGGCAUCAGGCGCCUCGGACAAGGAGCACGCCGUCGAAGCCAUGAAGGCAGCAUCGGCAAACCGCGACCCACAACAACAAGGCAUGGGAAGUCUUGAGGAAAAGGCAGGCAACUUGGUUGGAUGUGAAGGCAUGCAAAAGGAGGGCGCUCAGAGCAAGCAGUAA